This is a messenger RNA of Corylus avellana, 2764 nucleotides long. RefSeq lists its product as uncharacterized. NCBI's taxonomy places the organism in Eukaryota, Viridiplantae, Streptophyta, Magnoliopsida, Fagales, Betulaceae. Gene Ontology annotation, cellular component: chloroplast. The record is from RefSeq and is a predicted model, not a curated record. Gene Ontology annotation, biological process: guanosine tetraphosphate metabolic process.
UCAAACAAAAAAAAAAAAAAAAUGUCCCUCUCAUUGUUAUUCCUCUUUUAUGCGCCAAACCAAACUACCGUAACCACCACCCACCCACCAUGUUCCUCUCAGCCCACAAGACGCCGCCAUUCCUCCACACACUCCACCGCCUCGCCAACUCUCGGAAUCUCCGCCGCAACAACAUGUUCUGCCGAGUUGCGCCGGGGCUCUCCGUCUCGUCCUCCCUCGGCUCCGUCUUUGCCUCCGGAAACGCGAUCGCCGCCGCGGCAGGCUCGGGCUCCUCGCUACACGGGGCCGUGACGUCGGCCAUCACGCACGUGGCCGUCACCGCCGUGGCCAUCGCGUCGGGGGCUUGUCUAUCCACCAAGGUCGAUUUCUUGUGGCCCAAGAGGGAGGAGCAGCCAGGUUCCUUUAUACUGGAGGGAGUAGAUGUAACUGGGUAUCCUAUAUUUAGUGAUCCAAAGGUACAAAAGUCAAUUGCAUUUGCGAAAAAAGCUCACUGUGGCCAAUUUCGGAAAACAGGAGACCCUUAUCUAACUCAUUGUAUUCAUACGGGAAGGAUCUUAGCAAUGUUGGUUCCAUCAAGUGGCAAACGAGCUGUUGAUACAGUUGUGGCCGGGGUUCUCCAUGACGUAAUUGAUGAUACAUGUGAAAGUUUGCACAAGAUAGAAGAAGAGUUUGGUGAUGAUGUAGCUAAGUUGGUAGCUGGUGUUUCCAGGUUAAGUUAUAUAAAUCAGCUGUUACGGAGACACCGCAGGAUAAAUGUGAACCUGGGUACCCUUGGUCCUGAAGAGGCUAAUAAUUUACGAGUUAUGCUCUUGGGCAUGGUUGAUGAUCCACGUGUAGUGCUCAUCAAGCUUGCAGAUCGACUUCACAACAUGAGAACCAUUUUCGUGCUGCCGUUGCCGAAGGCUCAAGCUGUUGCAGAGGAGACCUUAGUUAUAUGGUGCUCACUUGCUUCCAGAUUGGGUCUGUGGGCAUUAAAAGCUGAACUGGAAGAUCUGUGCUUUGCUGUUCUUCAGCCUCAAAUGUUUCAGAAGAUGCGAGCUGAUCUUGCGUCCAUGUGGAGCCCUAGCAGCAGAGCAGGAAAUCCUAGACGAUUAUCUGCGCGAGUGGGCUUGUCACCAAUGGAUGAAAGGAACUCAACUUCCGAAUAUGAAAGGUCCUUGGCAAUUGAUGAAGACAUCACAAGCAUGAAGGAUCUUUUGGAGGCUGUAGUUCCUUUUGAUAUCUUGUUAGAUCGGAGAAAACGGACUAAAUUUCUCAGUAGUCUCACAAGUACUCUGGAGACAAACAUGAAACCCAAGGUUUUGCACGAUGCUGGAAUUGCUUUAGCAUCUCUGGUAGUUUGUGAGGAAGCACUUGAGCGGGAGUUAAUUAUAUCAAAUUCUUAUGUUCCAGGGAUGGAAGUAACUUUAUCAAGCCGACUAAAAAGCUUGUAUAGUAUUUUCAGCAAGAUGAAACGGAAAGAUGUCAGCAUCAAUAAAGUAUAUGAUGCUCGUGCAUUAAGGGUAGUUGUCGGAGACAAGAAUGGAACUCUGCAUGGACCUGCUGUUCAGUGUUGCUACAGUCUUCUCAACAUUGUGCACAAGCUUUGGACCCCUAUUGAUGGUGAAUUUGAUGAUUACAUUGUUAAUCCAAAGCCUAGUGGUUAUCAGUCUCUGCACACUGCUGUUCAGGGUCCUGACAGCUCACCUUUGGAAGUUCAGAUAAGAACACUGAGGAUGCAUGAGUAUGCUGAACAUGGACUUGCUGCACAUUGGCUCUAUAAGGAAACCGGAAACAAGCUGUCUUCCAUUAGCAGCAUGGAUGACUCUGAAAUAGAAGCAUCCACCUAUUUCUCCAAAGACAUGGACGACCAAAGUCCCAAUGUAGAUGGCUUGUUUCAGAAAUAUAGUUCCCUCAAAGUUGGACACCCAGUUCUUAGAGUGGAAGGAAGUCAGUUACUUGCUGCUGUUAUUAUCAGAGUGGAUAAUGGUGGAAGAGAACUGCUUGUUGCUGUCAGCUUUGGACUAGCAGCUUCUGAAGCAGUAGCUGACAGAAGAUCUUCUUUUCAAAUAAAGCGAUGGGAAGCUUAUGCAAGGUUAUACAAACAGGUGUCUGAUGAGUGGUGGUGUGAACCAGGACAUGGGGAUUGGUGUACUUGCCUAGAGAAGUAUACACUCUGUCGAGAUGGUAUGUACCACAAGCAAGACCAAUUUGAGCGCUUACUGCCAACCUUCAUCCAGGUCUUUAACUUGACAGAGCAAGAAGAAACUGAAUAUUGGGCUGUUGUAUCUGCUGUUUUUGAUGGCAGGCAGGUUGAUUCUGUAACAUAUAGGCCAAGCUUUGUAUCAAUUAAUUCAACUUCCUUGGAAACUAGCAUUAACAACAAGGUGCGUCUACUGAGAACAAUGCUUCAGUGGGAAGAGCAACUACGCUCUGAAGCAAGUCUUGGACAGCCAAAACAUGGUGGAAAUUUUCAUGUUAGUCCGGGCUCUGUUGUCCUUGGGGAAGUGGUGAUUGUUUGUUGGCCCCGUGGUGAGAUAAUGAGGCUGAAUACUGGUAGCACAGCCGCAGAUGCUGCUAGAAAAGUAGGAUUCGAGGGAAAGCUGAUUUUGGUGAAUGGCCACCUGGUAUUACCCUGUACAGAGCUCAAAGAUGGUGAUGUGGUAGAAGUUAGAAUAUAAAUAACUGUGUAGAGUCCAUCAGUGUAAAUAAUAGAGGAAAAAGAAAUAUAUUAUCCCCAUUUUAUUGUAUGCAUCAGAAUAUUCGAGGCUGCGGUAAGUACUGU